Aspergillus fijiensis CBS 313.89 is the source of this 1167-nucleotide messenger RNA. RefSeq lists its product as uncharacterized. The transcript has 2 exons. NCBI's taxonomy places the organism in Eukaryota, Fungi, Ascomycota, Eurotiomycetes, Eurotiales, Aspergillaceae. Bases 406 to 957 code for a protein of 183 amino acids. The record is from RefSeq and is a predicted model, not a curated record.
AAACACCCGACUAGCCUUCGUCUUUGGGAUUGAAAACGCCUUCACCACCCCGGACGAAGAAUACGCAACCCAUUUCGUCAGAAACGCAAGGAAUCUGAUCAACCUCAAAGCGCAAGUCUGGGAACGACUGGCCAAGUCGCUCCAAUCCAAAGCUAACGAGCUCAUCAGCACAGCGCACCGCCUCCACCUCGCAAGCGUAGUCCAGUCCCUCUCACUCCGGAUCAUCCUUACCCACACUGCUGAACGCGGAGCUAGACACCCUCCCCGACGCCGAAAAGCACAUGGUCUCCCUAGCGCAGGCCAUCAACCGCGCCUGGGUGUCCUCCAAGAACGACGUCGACCUCAUCGAAUUUGCCGAUAACCCCGGCCUCCAAGCCUCCCUCUCCGCGCUGUUUCCUACCUUUGAUGGAACCCACCAACCCCCGCGAUAACCCACUCUGCUGGAUUCUCCCCGGCUUCGAGACAAGCUGGCGCAUCAACCUGCGCAUGGUCUUGGAACUCCUGCUCAACAAAGGCCAGACUCAUCCCGACUGGACGGCCACGAUGAUUGCUUUCGCAGAAAACCCCACGAAGAUACAGUUCGAAGCCGCGGGAGAAGACGACUUCUCCGCCAAGGAUCUAGUGGCGGAAGGGUUGCGACUGUACCCUCCGACCAAGCGGAUCUACCGCGCGUUCGAAUGGGAGGAGAACGGUGCGAGACACUCGGAUACCUUCGAUGCGGACGUGGAGGCUCUUGGAGGUGCGCCGUUUGAGUGUCCCGCUAAGGCGGUCUUUGGGCCUAGGAUGAUUGCGCUGGUUGUUGGGCUUUUGGUGGACAUUGUGCAGAUGGGGAACGGUUGGAGGGUGGUCGAUAAGGAUGAAAACGGGGCGAAUGAUGUGUUCUGUGAGGAGAGGUUGAAAAAUGAUCGUGGCUCGUAUGAGGAGUUGUUUCUUGUUAGGGCGGCGGGUGGUGUCUAGUUUAGCCAAUGGGUGUAGUGUGAUCCUGGCAUGUUAGUGUGGUCUCAGGAUUGCGUGUAUCUGACCCUGGUUUGCUUUUGAAAGGGCUGAAGUGUUAUUAGGAGGUCUGAUUUUAAACCCCGAGUUAAUUUUGUCAUGUGCCUUGACCGUUGUAUUAUUUGAAUAGUAGAGCAUCUCUAUCUCGCAGAUCACCAGCCGCACUGAGUAAGC